Triticum dicoccoides is the source of this 1370-nucleotide messenger RNA. RefSeq names its product probable carboxylesterase 15. Lineage: Eukaryota; Viridiplantae; Streptophyta; Magnoliopsida; Poales; Poaceae. The transcript is spliced from 2 exons. The record is from RefSeq and is a predicted model, not a curated record. Gene Ontology annotation, molecular function: hydrolase activity. Bases 216 to 1178 code for a protein of 320 amino acids.
UCUUCCACGCCGCGCGGCCGACGCGCGGAGAAGCAUGUGCUGCUGCACGGAGGCGAAUCGUCGCCUCCGUCCCGCCGCCCGCCGCGUCCGCGCCGCCGUCACCUCGACGCUCGAGCACCGGCAGGCCUGCGCCAGAUCGGAUCGAUCGGGUCGAAUCGAGCCGACCAGCCAGCUUCUCCACGUCCACGUCGGCGCGCGCGUCCGGCGGGGAGGCGAUGGCGGGCGGCACGGAGGCGCCGCGCGUCGUGGAGGACUGCCGCGGCGUGCUGCAGGUGCUCAGCGACGGCACGACCGUGCGCUCCGCCGCCGCGCCGUACACGGUGGAGGACCGCGACGACGGCCGCGUCGAGUGGAGGGACGCCGUGUACCACGCCGCCCACGGCCUCGGCGUGCGCAUGUACAGGCCUGCGCGCCGGGAGGGGAAGGGGAAGGCGCGGCUGAGGCUGCCUGUGCUGGCCUACUUCCACGGCGGCGGCUUCUGCAUCGGCAGCCGCGCCUGGCCCUCCGUGCACGCCUGCUGCCUCCGCUUCGCCCACGAGCUCCCCGCCCUCGUGCUCUCCUUCGACUACCGCCUCGCCCCCGGCCCUGCUGACGGAUCUGGGUCUGACGAGGACGUCCAAUCCUGGCUCGCCGACUCCGGCGCCGACCCGGGGAGGCUCUUCGUGUCCGGCGACUCCGCCGGCGCCAACAUCGCGCACCACAUGGCCGCCCGGUUCGGCGCGGCGGGGCUGGACCUCGUCAAAAUCGCCGGGUACGUCCUCAUCAUGCCGGCGUUCACCUCCGAGGCGCCGACGCAGUCCGAGCUGGGCUCGCGGGGCAGCGCGUUCCUGAGCCGGGACGUGGCGGAGCGGUACAACCGGCUCGCGCUGCCGGCCGGCGCCAACAAGGACUACCCGCUGAUGAACCCGCUCGGGCCGGACAGCAUGGGCCUGGGACCCGUCGGCGGCCGCGUGCUCGUCGUCGUGGGCGGCGACGACAUGCUGAAGGACAACCAGGUCCGGUACGUGGACGGGAUGAAGGCCGCGGGGAACGACGUGGAGCUCGCCGUGUUCGCCGGCAAGGAGCACGGCUUCUUCUCCAGGGACCCGUGGUCGGAGACCAGCGGCGAGGUCGUGCGAGUCGUCGGCCGGUUGGGCAGAGACGCAGCCGAUUCAACCGGCGUCGGCGGUCAGGACUAAGUAGUGAUAAACGUGCUAGUAAUCUGUUUGGCAUGCAAAGUAUCGGGCGAUGCCAUCAUUUCGAUGCUUGCAUGCUAUCAAUUCGAAAAUAAAAUGAUUUAGGUGGCUUAAUAGUGUGCUUUGGGUGGCCACUGUAGUGGUUCUCUUCCACUAGAGCCUCCGUUCCUAAAUAUAAGUAUUUUUAAUUUUUUA